UCUCCCGACUGCGAUCCGCGACGCUGACGAACUCGGCGAUGGGUUGAGACAACACCUCGACUCGCUUAACGUCUCGUUCAUGCAAUAUGCGCGGUAUCCCGGUACACCGACGCUGCAGCUCACGACGCAACCGCUCUUUCAGCCGUCGCGAUCGUUUGACUUUUUCGCGUGGUGUUUUGUGUUCGACUGGGUCCUCGGGAACCGGGAGGUCGUGGCGUUUGUCGGGGACAUCGGCAACUUGACGCUUCUCACAGAUUACGAAGCACCGCUGACCCACGACGCACCCGCGCGGGAACUGCCGAUCGAGCUCGCGCAGUACUCGCGCCUCGUCGCGACGUACGUGACGAUCGUCAUGAUCAGCAUCGCCUGCCUCGUGCAGCUCUAUAUUUACGUCGCGCGCGGCUACGUCGAGGCGUUGAACCUUCUCGAGCUCAACCGCGUCGGCGGCAUGGUAUGGGUCGGUCGGCCGCUGCUCGCGAUCCGAAGCCUCUCGGCCGUGGCCUUGCUAGCAACGGGCACAAUCGAGCUAUCGUACUCGGGGUAUGUCAGCCGCUUCGUCGAGGCGCCCAACGCGUGGUACAAGACGUGGCUCGUUGCGACCGAAGUCACGUGGCUUGUCGCGAUCGUCAACGACGUUGCCAUGGUCUUUACGCGCGCGCACACAACGUACUACGCGACACCCAACAGCUUCCUCGUGUGGUUCAUCACCGCGUCGCUCAGCUACUUUUCGCCCGUCGGGCACACAGUCACCAUCGAUAGAACGUGCAGCCUCGCCGACCUCGACUUGCAAGUCGUCUGCAAUAGCGGCAACAUCGUCAUCGGCCAUGUGGACCGCCUCAUUCUGAUUGUCAGCAUCGUGGUGGGCUGCAACGUGGUUUGCUUCCUCACCGCCUGGAAAUGGUUGCGCACCGCAUCGUCUUCGUCGAGCAGCGACUCGCGCAUGCUCUGUGCGGGCGCCAAGUACCUCUUCUUUGAUGCGCACUGGACGGUUGGCAACAUUUACUACCUCGACCGCGCCUCCGCCGUGCUCAACGGCAUUUUGACAUAUCGGCACAAGAACCGCUUCUUCGCACUCGACAUCAAGCGCUGGUGCAUCUACGCAGUGGAGCUACCGAUGACGUGGCGCGUCCCCGAAGAUCAUCCGCUGUACGCGGCAUCACGCCACGCGUUCCCGUUGACCGAUUAAUG
Molecule: messenger RNA, 1188 nt
Organism: Saprolegnia parasitica CBS 223.65
Lineage: Eukaryota; Oomycota; Saprolegniomycetes; Saprolegniales; Saprolegniaceae
Exons: 1
Coding region: 80-1186 (368 amino acids)
Source: RefSeq, a predicted model, not a curated record